GAAGGGCGGGUGGUCGGCGGGCCCGGGCCGGAGGUGCGGGUUGUGGCCGCCUGUACCCGCGGGGGCUGGUGCGGACUCCACCGUCCGGUCUCCCUGUUCCGCAGAGUGAGCGUGACAGUUCAUCGUGUCAGAGCCGGUCGUGUGGCCUUCGGCGUCGGCCCCCGGGCUCUGGCUUGGGGCUCUUUGGUAACUGAAUGGAUCUUCAGAAGUGGAAUUGCUAAAACUUAAAAAAAAUGGCAUAUCGAAGAGGUGAAAUGUGGUCUGAAGGACGAUAUGACUAUGAAAGGGUUCCAAGAGAACGUCUUCCUCAAAGGAUUCAUCCUGAUGAUGGUUACCAUAGAGUAGUAAAUAUUGUGCCCAAGAAACCACCACUGCUCGAAAGACCUGGAGAUGGGAAUUACAGUCGGUAUGAUGAUUACAGUCACACUGAGUACAGAGACUAUGAAGAGGGUCGCAGUUUUGCCCAUGACCGAAGAAGUGGCCCUCCACACCGAGGUGUACAUAAGGAUGAAUCGGGAUACAGAUGGCCAAGGGAUGAUCAUUCUAUAAGUCGGCAGCCUGAAUACAGGGACAUCAGAGAUGGCUUCAGAAGAAAAAGUUUCUAUCCUUCUCAUUAUGUGAGAGAGCGAUCCCCUCAUAAGAGGGACUCUCCUUUCUUCAGGGAAUCACCAGGGAGCCGAAGGGAUUCUCCUCACAGCAGAUCUGGCUCUAGUGUCAGCAGCAGGAGCUACUCUCCUGAAAGAAGCAAAGCCUAUCCUUUCCACCAGUCCCAGCAUAGCAGAAGUAUGUCAUCUUUACAUAAAAGAAAUAUUUCUUCUCAGCAAGGUAAAGAGAGGACAUCAGUUCAAUCACUGAAAACAUCAAGAGAUGCAUCACCUUCAGGCACCACAACAGUACAGUCAUCAAAGGCCUUGGAUAAGAGCAACAGACUGUCGGAAAAGGAACUUGCAGAAGCAGCAAGCAAGUGGGCAGCUGAAAAGUCAGAGAAGACCAAUGAAAGCAAUUUACCUGAAAUAACAGAGUAUGAUGCUGGAUCUUCAGCUCCAUUAUACAUUGAACAAACAGAAGAAACAGAAACAAAUAUAACGGAUAGUACAGAAUUAUAUGAGGAUGGCCAGCUUCUUGGUCGCUCAAAAGCAAUUGCAACUAAGACAAAGGAGAUUGAACAGGUCUACAGACAAGACUGUGAAACCUUUGGCAUGGUAGUGAAGAUGCUGAUUGAUAAAGAUCCAUCAUUAGAGAAGUCCAUUCAGUUUGCCCUGAGGCAGAAUUUGCAUGAAAUAGGUGAGCGAUGCAUUGAAGAACUCAAACAUUUCAUUGCUCAGUACGAUGCUGCCAAUCAAGAUCUAUCAGAAUCCUUCAAAGAGGGCUCAUACUAAGGACAAAAAUAGGCUUUUAGAUCCUCUACAUUGUGUAUGCCAUAAUACAAAUCUGCUUUUUGUGGGGAAAGAGAUCUUGUUGGACAUUUGAAUCCAAGCCCUGCCCUCCUCCGUAGUAGCUCAGGUGGCUAUAUCUUGUUCACUGUGGUCUCCACAAUUGUAUUCUUCCUUACCUGUACUUGUUGAUGUAUAUUCCUUUGAAAGGAUGUUCUUUUCAAAAAUGUUGUAAAGUGACAAACUAUUUUUGAAACCUUUACACAGUUACCUAGGAAAAAAUGUUCAGUCCGAUGUAUGUGUACUUAUGUUUUGAUGUCUGUAAGUGUGACUUCAAACACUGUAUUUUUAUUAAAAUAACAAGAAGCAGCUCUUCAUUGGUCAACAUGCAGAAAUGUGUCUUGGGUUUUUAUAUACUAUAGGAAGGGAAGACUUGCAAAAUUGUUCACAAACAUGAUUUAAAUUAUUUAUUAUAGUUUAAUUUUAAACUUCAGAUUCAUUCUGUAAACUAAAGAUGCAUUCUGUAAAAUUACACUAAGGGUUAUCUCUAGUCUCUACUGCCAGAGCAAUUUAACUACUUGAUAUAAGUGCUGCAUUUUUGUUCUAGUUGCAGGUUCCACAAAUGCCUUUUAAAUUUUAUUUUCCAUAUCAUGAGUCAUUACUAGUAAGCAGUAUUAUGUAGGAUGAAUUCAAUUUUUUGUUACUAUUUGCUACUAAACGUUUCCUUUGUUAAGUUUUUGAUUACACCUCACAAAGUGUAACUGCAGGCAGCCACUGAACAGGGAAAGUCCCUUAUCCUACUCUCUCCAUCUCCCCCCUUACACUUUCUCACCACUUUUCAUCCAUCAGUUUUAACAAUUAGGUAGCAAGGUGGGGCAAGGAAAGCAGGCAGGACCAUCUCUUUAGUAACUCCAGAUUAUUUUGGGUUAGGUAUAAUGUGAAGCUGAACACUAAGGCCCCAAAUUCAUCAUCAUUUCAAACCUAGGUGAUUCUGGGUAAUGUCUGCCACCACUUUUGACCUGAUAGAGCAACUUGUAGUUGGGGCAUCAUGGUUGAGGAGAGUCAAGAGACUGCCACUGCUACAUGAUUACUGUUCAGAGAUGAAAAAUAUUUAGGACUCAUUGGAUUGUGUACAGCUUUACAUUUAAUAAGGUACUGGGUUUUAUGAAUGUUUUAGGAAAGGGACAAUUUGAGUCAUAAUCACAAAGAGGUAAGUAUAAGCACAAUUGUUUAUAUACAUUUGCAUUUAGAAACGUGAAACUCUGUAAAAGGACUAAUGACCAAAGCUCACCAUUUCUGAAGUGCUCAGUAUUCUGAAAUAAAGUCUUUGAAGUCAGCCCACUUAUCAAGAUAGCUUCUCAGAUUUCAUCAGAAUGGUAUGCAGAAAAAUUAAUGAAAUAGCAGUGAUUUUGCUUGUACAAAGUACUGUAUGCAUCACAGCACUUUACACAUGCAAAUCAUUAUAUGGUAUAUUUAAUGUGUAUUAAAUCAGAUUCCUGAGAUAGCUGAUUAGUUUUAAUGUCAGGAGGGUGUGGUUUUGCAGUUGGCUUUUGUUGGUUUCUAAGAGUUCACAUUGCUCAAAGGAGAUGACCUGCAAUUUACCUUGUUGGCAUCUGGGAUUGUGUGGGCUGCACAGCGAGUGGGAAUCAGUUCACGGAUCCUACAGAAUGCUAAUUUGGGGAGAGCGGGGAAGAGAGGCAACCUGUUGUGGCACAGUAGCUAGACCUGACCCGCCUCUUCUGACAACAACCGAGAUCAGUCAUGAAACCACAGGCAAAGUCUUCUCUGAGGCAAAUGUGUAACUACAGCACUACACUACUUGUCUACAGGACCGAGAGCCUUUGGGGUGUUACAUCAGAGUUUGUGCUUUGGGUUAGAAAUGCUAAUGAAAAAAAAUACUGAAAUCAUGUUUAAUAUAUUUUUUGAUUAAAAAUGUCCAUUAUUACUGUACAGUUUGUUAGGAAUCUCCUUUACUAGAAGCCCGAUUAAAUUUACUAUGAUAAAAGU
Molecule: messenger RNA, 3380 nt
Organism: Athene cunicularia (burrowing owl)
Lineage: Eukaryota; Metazoa; Chordata; Aves; Strigiformes; Strigidae
Gene: PPHLN1
Product: periphilin 1
Exons: 11
Coding region: 234-1379 (381 amino acids)
Biological process (GO): protein localization to heterochromatin; negative regulation of DNA-templated transcription; negative regulation of gene expression, epigenetic
Cellular component (GO): nucleoplasm
Source: RefSeq, a predicted model, not a curated record